This is a messenger RNA of Talaromyces stipitatus ATCC 10500, 429 nucleotides long. RefSeq names its product endoribonuclease L-PSP family protein. Gene Ontology annotation, molecular function: deaminase activity. Gene Ontology annotation, cellular component: cytosol. The record is from RefSeq and is a predicted model, not a curated record. Lineage: Eukaryota; Fungi; Ascomycota; Eurotiomycetes; Eurotiales; Trichocomaceae. The transcript has a single exon. Bases 1 to 429 code for a protein of 142 amino acids.
AUGGCCAAAUACAUCCAACCGUCUACCAUCCUUGGUCAAGCAUACCAGAUGAACGGCUACAGCCAUGCUGUAGUCCUCCCUCCAAACGCGCGUCUGGUAAUUGCAUCCGGACUACCAGGCUUCUGUGAGAAGAAGAUGGGAAUUGUAACCGCAUCUCCGCGCGACCAAAUUAUUGCUUGCUUCGAUAACUGCGAUGUGGCGCUCAAGGCAGCUGGCGUCACGGACGGAUUGCAGUCUGCUCAUAAGGUUCAUGUGUUCAUGACGGAUGUCAAGGAUGAACCUACCGUCAUGGCUGUUUGGAAGGAAAAGUACCCCGAUCACCGGCCGACGUGGAUGGGGCUUGGGGUUAGUGCUUUGUGCGCGCCGGGAAUGAUUAUUGAGAUUCAAGUUGAGGCUCACGUUGUCCCCGGCAGCGAGGGCAAACUUUGA